AAUCCCUUUUUCCCCCGUAGAGAGCCAAAGGAGGAGGGGCGGUGCAUAACAAAAAGUAAUGGCCAUCUAUUUGGGUCCCGAAGAAGGAGGAUUAGCCUAUUUCUUGUCGCACUGCUGCAGGUGUGCUCACGAUUUAUGUGUAUUAGCUACCCGUUAGCCGAGUUUUUUUUCCCGUGGGGAGUUGGCGAGUCGCGCGCAGACAGCGGCUAAUUACGCGACCGAAGUCUCAGCCGCGUUGAGGGUUAAAGCAGGCAGCUAGCCACGCUAAUGCUAGCUACUACAACCCACCCCGUGUGUGCGUAUAUCCGUGUGUGUGCGUGUGCCAGCGUCUGGAAGGGCGUACGAGUUUGACGUUUUCUCCCCGAAGUGUUUCUUGCAUUUCUCGAAGUGUACCGUCUCUGGUCGUAUUUUCCUUUUUAUUUUUUGUUUUUGUAAGUUGCACAAUAUGAAGGAGGACACGCGCUGCAAGAGCACGAAGACGGCGAACCACAACUAAAGAGGAUUAAAAAGCUGCUCGAUCUACAUGGGGAAAAGUUGAGCUGAGGAUUAACAACCCGGGAAAACGGAAGAGAGGUUUCGAGUUUUACAAUCUGUACGAGGACAUGUUAAAACCUCAGUGAUGGAGUCUACCGUUGUGAGUACAUCCACCGUGGCCCCCGAUGAGUUUGAUAGGAAUAUGCCACGCAUCUGUGGAGUGUGCGGUGACAAGGCCACAGGCUUCCACUUCAACGCCAUGACCUGUGAAGGAUGUAAGGGCUUCUUCAGGCGCAGCAUGAAACGCAAGGCCUCCUUCACGUGUCCCUUUAAUGGCAGUUGCACCAUCACCAAGGACAACAGGCGUCACUGCCAGGCAUGCCGGCUCAAACGCUGUGUGGACAUUGGCAUGAUGAAAGAGUUCAUUCUGACAGACGAGGAAGUUCAGAGAAAGAAGGACCUGAUUCAGCGAAGAAAGGACGAGGAGGCACAACGUGAAGCAGAAAAGGAAGCAAGGAGACCGAGACUCACAGAUGAACAGAGUCACGUCAUCGCUACCCUGGUGGAGGCACACCACAAAACAUACGACGACUCCUACUCUGAUUUCUGCCGCUUUCGGCCUCCUGUGCGCGAGGGCCCAGUGACGCGAAGCGCGAGCAGAGCUGCCUCUCUCCACUCCUUCUCUGAUGCCUCCUCCGACUCUUUUAGUCACUCUCCAGAGUCUGUCGACACAAAAAUGAACUUCAACAACCUGCUGAUGAUGUACCAGGAACAUGGCAACAGCCCGGACUCUAGUGAGGAGGAAGGCUCCAGCUUCUCAAUGCUUCCCCACCUGGCUGACCUGGUCUCUUACAGUAUACAGAAAGUGAUUGGCUUUGCCAAGAUGAUUCCUGGUUUCAGGGAGCUAACUGCAGAGGACCAGAUUGCUCUGCUCAAGUCCAGCGCCAUCGAGGUGAUCAUGCUGCGGUCGAAUCAGAGCUUCAAUCUGGAAGACAUGUCCUGGAGCUGCGGUGGGCCCGACUUUAAAUACCAGAUCAGUGAUGUCACCAAAGCGGGUCACACCCUGGAGCUGUUGGAGCCGCUGGUGAAGUUCCAGGUGGGCCUGAAGAAGCUGAACUUACAUGAAGAGGAACAUGUACUGCUGAUGGCCAUCUGUUUGCUCUCUCCAGACCGUCCAGGUGUGCAGGAUCACGCGAGAAUCGAAUCCCUCCAAGACAAGCUGUCUGAGACCCUGCAGGCCUACAUCCGCCUCCACCACCCGGGCGGACAGCUGCUGUAUGCCAAGAUGAUCCAGAAGCUGGCCGACCUGCGAAGCCUCAACGAAGAGCACUCCAAACAGUACCGCUCACUGUCCUUCCAGCCGGAGCACAGCAUGCAGCUCACCCCGCUGGUGCUGGAGGUGUUCGGCAGCGAGGUCUCUUAGGAUCCUCCGCUGAACGUCAGCGGGGGUAAAAAUGGAGGGAGCGAGCUGAGAAUGUGCUGGAGGGACUUAAAGCUGAUGUGGAGUAUGGAGCAAGUGGAGCAGAGAAAGUGCAGCGUGCGUGCGUGCGUGUGUGUGUGUGUGUGUGUGUGUUAAUGUGUGUCUUCAUGUCUGCGACGUCUGAAGAAGUGCGUCUUGGUCCAAAGGCCAAGCAGGUGUGGAGAGCAGGCAGAUGUUAAAUAACACAAUAAACAAGGGAAUGUCACGUAGUACAAACUAAGCUAUCCAUAGGACAUUUGCCUAUAUAUCUAUUUACUUGUUUUUCUACUUAUUUAAGACAAAACAGCUGCUUUAAAAUACCUGGACAGUCUGUGCGUGCACGUUUCGUGUGCCCACACUUUUCACAACAAGCAUCCUCAGUUACACGUUUAGCCAUUCAGUUCAGCUACCUCUUUGUUUUACCGGGUUGUUUUAUAACUACAUCACCUCUGUGAAAGAGUCACUUUUACACAGAUCAGUUUGGAUACCGCACCGUUUUAGUUUACCAGUGCAAAAGCAGUGCCUGCACACAACUUUGAAUCUUUGAAUCAUCUGGAAAUCAUGUUUUUUUUUUUUUUUUUUUUUUUUUUUUUGUCCUGUGUGUAUUUGUCUGCUUCUCUCCAAGGCAACAUAUGAACAUGACUGUGUACAAUUUAAACACAUGCCUUUCAACCUUUCACCAAAGGUCUAGUCAAAUAAUCUAGAAACCGCUUCCAUUACCUGAAAAUAACCGCUGCUCCAUGGUUUGCUUUCCUCGUGCAGCCGCUCUGCGCGAGGACUUCGAUGAAGGAAAAUUUCAUUAUACAGAGUCUGCAGAGUCCAGAGCAUAGUCUGUAAUUUAGGGACUUUUUGAUAGGACUUUAACAAGGUGGCUGGGUCUGAGGUGAGAAUUAGCCACUAAAUGUAUUAGCUACUUUUACACUGCUAAUUAUCAAUCGAACCAGGAGUUGUAAAUGGCUUGUAACUCCUCAAAGUAUAUUUGACUAAUCUUCGGUUUGAUUGUCUAUUUCUAUGUUUAUAAUUACUGCUAUGUCAUAUAUUCUAAGCACUGUUAAGCUACCCUGUGCAUCCAGUGUAUUAUCACAGAUGUCUAAAGGGCUAACAUGCCAAACCUAACUGGAACAGUAAGCGGAGGCCAAAGCAAGGGGCCUGUCUUCUUGUUUAUAUAUAGCUGCAUACCAUACUUGGACUUGGCAUAAAUAUGGAUAUAAUUGCAAUAGAUUUUUUGUUUAGUUAGUUUUUGUGCGUUUUGUCUCGUUUCGCCUAUAAAAAAACCAAUUCCAUGAAUUGUUCCUAUCCAGUAUACCGUCAGCUCAGAGGGUGGAGACCCUUUGAAGCUACUCCGGACCUCCACAAAUAUCGCACCCCUUUCGUUUCUGACUGGGAAGUGGAUUUUCUAGAAUGUCUGAGGGCCUGGUAGUUGCAGUGGUGCUGUGCACCUCCACAGCUUGGCCCUCCCGUUUGAUGUUGUAUGCUGCGCAGCCCUCUAGUGGCUGCAUUCUGUAAAUACCAGGUAUAUAUAUAUAUAUAUUUACAUAUAUAUUAUAGAUAUAUAACGUCUGCCGCUGUACAUAGGGCUACAAGAAUCCUGAAGACUUUUUUUCCACCCCAGAAAGAAAUAUGCAAACACAAUUUGUUUCUGAUUUAUUAACACUUUGUUUUGAAACACUCUGUUCUGUGUUUUUUUUUUUUUUUGCUUUGGGCGUAUCCUUUAGUAGGAAAGAUCAAGAAAUGGCUAAAACGGGGAUUGCUUGUGUGUUGGACUGAUUAUCAUCUGUGUAGUGUGGUGUCACUUUCCAAUGUUAAUUUUUAGCAAGAGGAUAAGCUGCUCUCGCGUAUAAGCCAUAUAAAUUGCCAAGUUAGUUACCUGCUAUAUUAAAGUGCAUCAAACUGAUGUGUUUAGAGCCUUGGGAAUUAUGUCCUGAGCUAAAAUGGUAUUUACAUAUGACUUUAGGAACAUAAGCUUGUAUAUUUAUAGGAACCUGCCUCCUCUCUGCUGUCGGUCAUCUUUGGCUAAUGCUUCAUCAGACACCAUCUAACGACAUAUAAACCAAACUGCCAAGAAACUUUAAGCAUUUAAGAAUUGGGGCCAGUGUUGUGAGGCGACGUGCGGGAUUUAGACGUUCCCAUAGAAGAUGGCGCGUCUUUUAUGUUGAAGCACUUCUCCAAAGAAGUAAUUUUCCCCCCUUUCUGACAAGUGAUUUAACCCCAGAGAACUUUGCAGACCAACAAAGGAAAGAAUAAAUGUCUAUUAUUUUGCUGUAGACCAGUUAGAAUAGUCCACCCCCCCCCCCAUACCCCAUGUCCAGCGUAAGGGCCUUGGAAAAUUAUCCAAAAUCCUUGCACUUCUUCGGAUUUUGUCACGUUACCAACACAAACUUCGACUUAUUUCAUUGGGAAUUUAUGUGACGAACCAACGCAAAGUUUAACGUAUUUGUGAAGUGAAAAAAAAUGUUUGACAGGACAAAUCUGUACCGAAUUCCUUGUACGCUAAUUCCCCUCAAACAAAAUCCAGUGCUCCUGUAUUUAGCUCGCUCCAUUUUCCCAUCAGCCCCUACAGGGCUCCCGUGUCCCAUGGCGGAGACGAGCAUUCCCACAGCAUGAUACUGCCACCACCUUUCUUCACCAUCAGGAUGCCGUGUUCAGGGUGUAAGUUGUCCACCACUGUGUAGCAUUUUCUAUGUCACAAGAGCACCUUCUGCCACGUUUUCUGCUCUCUACUUUCUUUCCACUUCACAAUUGCGCACUAUUUUGUGUUGAAUAAAUUGAAGUUUGAGUUUGUAAGCUGACAAAACAAAAGGGGUACAAAGACUUCUUCCUUUUUAUCUCGGUAGGUAAAUAUAACGAUGUAAGGAAGGUGGGGAAAGACGAGAUCUCACAUUUAUUGGAGAGCCGUCUCCAUAUCACAACACAUAAGAAGUGGUUGCUUCGGUCGGUUCGGACCCGUUUUCAAAUCCCCGCGCUCUUCUGAAGACUGUUGUUACGCCACUGUGACUUUGUUUUAACUUUUCAGUCACUGUGACGCUCCGCGAGCUGACAGUCAGGGCUCCACUCAAACAACUUUCAUAGCACAAGAUAAAAUCACCAUUCCAUAUUCCCAUACUUAAAAAAAUACAAACCGGUAUUCAAUUUGAUGUGCCCUGCAACAGACCCUGCCAUGAUUGGACUUUUUAGGGGGUUAAAGCUAGAUUGUGUGUAGGCAGUACCACUUGUGCGCGUGUGUGAAGAGGGUGUGUGAGGACGUGCUUGGUUUCUCAACACUGGCUUUUGAGAAUUUGAAAGUCUCCAAGUUCAUUUUUUUCCCUCCCUGUAUGUUUGUAUGUUGAUGCGCGUUUGAUUUGGUUCCGUUUCUUAUUUAGUUUUGAGACGCAGUGUUGAUUUGUGUAGGCCUGGUAGCGUGGGAGGAUCAGUGAAUGUGUAAGUGCCACAGGGAGAGUUUCCUCCGCAACAAGAACAGGGUAACAGAGGAGUUGCACUUGUGGAUUUGACAACCGAACAGGAAAGCUCGCAAGGAUGUAUUACAGCCACUAAUUGAACACUAAUUGGGCAUAAUGUAAUGUGGUGUUAUUCUGUGCCAUUAAAUAUCUGAUUAGAUGCUA
Molecule: messenger RNA, 5532 nt
Organism: Fundulus heteroclitus (mummichog)
Lineage: Eukaryota; Metazoa; Chordata; Actinopteri; Cyprinodontiformes; Fundulidae
Product: vitamin D3 receptor B
Exons: 10
Coding region: 620-1897 (425 amino acids)
Biological process (GO): negative regulation of transcription by RNA polymerase II; positive regulation of transcription by RNA polymerase II; cell differentiation
Cellular component (GO): nucleus
Molecular function (GO): zinc ion binding; nuclear receptor activity; vitamin D response element binding
Source: RefSeq, a predicted model, not a curated record